Molecule: messenger RNA, 1386 nt
Organism: Paramecium tetraurelia
Lineage: Eukaryota; Ciliophora; Oligohymenophorea; Peniculida; Parameciidae
Exons: 5
Biological process (GO): protein phosphorylation
Molecular function (GO): ATP binding; protein kinase activity
Source: RefSeq, a predicted model, not a curated record
AUGAAUUCCAUUCCUAAGAUAGGGGAUAUGUAAACCAAAAGCAAACCCAAGAUAUCUAAUAAUACAGGUUUGCCACCACUUCUUUCUCCCAGAGUCAAAAUUGAUCCAAUUAAAACAGCUCAAAUUCCCCAGGCAUUUAGAUCAAUAUCUACAGUGAAGAAGAAAUCUAUUGAGAAGAAGGAAGACACUAGGCCAGUUACUGACAAUACAUAAAACCAGAAGUGCUAUCCAUCAGGUAAAAAAUAGAGAGCAUAGGGACUCAUAAUUCGUAAACUCUAGAAUCGGCAAUCUAAAUUAUAAACUACAAAUUAGGAACCGCAUGAAUAGAUUCUUAAUAAAUUUUAAAGUCCUGCAGUCAGAAUGCUUGAGUUCCCAAUAAAUGACUUCCAUGAUGAUACACUAAUAAAGGAAGAAGUGUCCCAACAAAUGGAACAAGUAACAGAGAAUAGAUUUACAACAAUGAAGAAUCAAUCUUUCUCUAGUUCUUAAAAGUUUGCAUUAGAAUCUUCAAAUUCCAAUAAAUAAGUCUAAGAUUCCUCUUCGAACUCUUAGUUUGAUUUCAAUUCUUAAGUUCCUACCUUCACAGAAGGGGAAAUGAUUGGUGCUGGUUCAUUUGGAUAAGUAUACAUAGCUCAAGAGAAUAGAACAGGCAAGAUUUAUGCAGUAAAAAAGAUAAAUCUAAAGGGAGACUUUGAUUAGGAGGAUUUGAAAGGAUUGAAAAGUGAGAUAGAAUUACUUAAAAGUAUCAAACAUAAAAAUAUCAUCCGUUAUGUUUGGAAUUGUGAAAAUGAAGAUUAUUGGUUAUUAUAUUUGGAAUAUUUAUCUCAAGGCACCCUAACUUAAUUAAUCGAGAAGUUUGGGCCACUCCAAAUUAAUACAAUUCAAUAAUAUUCUAGAUAAAUAUUACAAGCUAUAUCCUAUUUACACGAGAACAAUAUCAUCCACAGAGAUAUCAAAGGAGCCAAUUUGUUAUUAGGAGUUGAUGGUGAAAUUAAAUUAGGAGAUUUCGGGUGCAGUAAAAUCAAAGAGAAAACCAUUUAACGUUCUAAAUAGAGUGGGGACAUCUUGCAUUCUCUCAAAGGGAGUAUUCCGUACAUGGCUCCUGAAGUUGCUAGUUAAGAUGAGAAUUGCAGGGCUAGUGAUAUUUGGUCAUUUGGAUGCACUGUCUUGGAAAUGGCCACAGGAAAAAAACCAUGGUAUGAACACAAUUUCGAUAAUCCUUUGAGUGCUCUUUUAUAUAUUAUCACCGAUAAUUCACUUCCUCUAAUACCUGACGACUUGGAUCAAGAUCUACAAUCAUUUAUACGACUUUGUUUAUAAAGGGAUCAUAAAUAGAGACCGACUGCCAUGCAAUUGCUAUAACACUAAUUCAUAGUUAAUUAAUGA